AUCCAAAUGAAUCAAAAAAAAAAAAAAAAUUCACCAAGAAUUUAAGAAGUUGCUUAACGCUUCUAUUUCCACUUGGAAAUUGACUUCACCCCCACUUUUUUUUUUUUUUACCAACCAAACGCCGCCGUUAAAAACACCGUCAGCCACCACUCUACCCUCACUCCGACCCUAAAAGUAUGGAAAUUUUCACACUUCCUCUCACCCUUAUUCUCAUCCUCUGUAUCAUCACCUUCACUCAAUCAGCUCCCAUGUUCUUGGGAAAAUAUGCUAAAAAACCCAACAAAUUAUCAUACAAAUAUGAAACUAAACACUUUACUCAACGACUUGAUCACUUUAGUUUCCAUGAUUCUGGGAGUUUUUCUCAGAGGUUUCUUAUUAAUACCAAUAACUGGGUUGGAGCAAAGCGAAAGGGACCCAUCUUCAUGUAUUGCGGGAACGAGGGUGAUAUUGAGUGGUUUGCUUCUAAUUCUGGGUUUCUUUGGGAUAUUGCGCCUCGCUUUGGUGCCAUGCUUCUCUUCCCUGAACAUCGUUAUUACGGAGAAUCAAUGCCUUAUGGAAGCAAAGAGGAAGCAUAUAAAGAUAAAAAUACCUUAUCAUAUCUCACGGCAGAACAAGCAAUUGCUGAUUAUUCUGUGUUGCUCAGGGAGUUAAAGCGAAAUUUUUCUGCUGAAGGUUGUCCUGUUGUAUUAUUCGGGGGAUCUUAUGGUGGAAUGUUAGCUGCAUGGAUGAGACUCAAGUAUCCCCAUCUUACAGUUGGUGCACUUGCUUCUUCAGCACCAAUACUUCAAUUUGAAGAUAUUGUCCCACCCGAGACAUUUUAUAACAUUGUCUCCAACAAUUUUAGACGUGAAAGUACCAGCUGUUUCAAUACAAUAAAGGAGUCAUUGGAUAUGCUGCAAUCUAUGGGUGAGAAUGCAGAUGGCCUGAAACAGCUUGCAAAAACAUUCCAUCUCUGUGGGGAGUUGAAGACCGCUCAGGAUCUUUCUGACUGGUUAUCAUCAGCUUAUAGUUAUUUAGCUAUGGUAAAUUACCCGUAUCCUUCAGACUUCUUGAUGUCAUUGCCUGGACAUCCUAUCAGAGAGGUAUGCAGAAGGAUGGACAGCGCUGCUGAUGGUACCAGUGUUCUUGAUCGUAUAUUUAAUGGAGUGAGUGUUUAUUAUAACUACAGUGGGGGGGUCGACUGCUUCGAACUGGAUGAUGAUCCUCAUGGAAUGAGUGGUUGGCAAUGGCAGGCGUGUACAGAGAUGGUAAUGCCAAUGUCGAGUGAUCCUGACCAAAGCAUGUUUCCAACAUUUAACUUCAAUCACACUUACGAGCAAGACCGCUGUAUGAGUUUGUAUGGAGUAAAGCCACGAGGGAGCUGGAUAACUACUGAAUUUGGUGGACAUGAUUUUAAGACUACCUGGAAAAACAGUGGGAGUAACAUAAUAUUUGCAAAUGGGUUAUUGGAUCCGUGGAGUGGUGGCAGUGUCCUGCAAAAUGUCUCAGAAUCACUAGUUGCCCUUGUUACAGAGGAAGGAGCCCAUCACCUAGAUUUGCGAGCUUCAACUCCCAACGAUCCCGAUUGGCUGGUCCAACAGAGGACGUCUGAGAUUCGAUUGAUUAAAGGUUGGAUUGAUGACUACAACCAAGAGACGAGCUCUGCUUUCGUUAUGUAAAUAUUGUAGGUUUUAUACACCUUACGCGGUUUACAUGUAUUAGUUCCUACCCCAAUCAUUUGUUUGGGAUUUAAAUUGGGGAGGGGGGGUUGGGGGUAUAAGGCUUGUAAAGGGCCUCUUGGUGGGGGCUUGUGCGAGGGAGGAUUUCGAUUUCUUCUUACCUGUAAAAAAAAAAAAUGUAUUAGUUCCUUUUUUUGGGCUUCUAACACACUUCAAAAAAAGGGAAAGAAAAUGUAAAGGCAGCAAGGGGUUUUGCCUUCGAAUUGAGUAGCGAGUCUUCUUUCUACUCGAUCGAAACUUGAAUCGGAUGAUAGUUUUAAUAACCACACUUGUAAAAAAAAAUCUAUGGAGUUGCUACUUGAUGUAACAGUAAACAUAGUGGUGAAUGUUUCGGAUUAGCUCUAAUCAAGAAUUGUUCCUGAUGCUUUCCGAAAACAAUUGUUCUUAAUAAUGUUCUUGAAAGCUAGACCGAUCGAGAGUGAAAAAUAAUUGUUCUCUCGUUUUUACGAGAUUUUGGCUUCA
This is a messenger RNA of Spinacia oleracea (spinach), 2180 nucleotides long. RefSeq lists its product as uncharacterized. Gene Ontology annotation, cellular component: vacuole. NCBI's taxonomy places the organism in Eukaryota, Viridiplantae, Streptophyta, Magnoliopsida, Caryophyllales, Amaranthaceae. Gene Ontology annotation, molecular function: dipeptidyl-peptidase activity; serine-type exopeptidase activity. Gene Ontology annotation, biological process: proteolysis. Bases 177 to 1658 code for a protein of 493 amino acids. The transcript has 10 exons. The record is from RefSeq and is a predicted model, not a curated record.